GCCGCUGAGCCGAGCACCCGAACCCCGCUGACCCGCUGUCCGCGUCGCUGUAGCCUCCUCCGCUGCACGCGCAGCCUUGUAAGCUAGCGCUAGCCCCGCUAGCCAACGGUAGCUAACGCCAUAGCAGAGGAAAGUAACCGUUUAGCUACGAAGCUAACGCGUAGAGCCGCCGAAGUGCACCGCUGACACCGCGUCGGCGAGUGGAGGCUAAAUACAGAAUAACACGUGUUGCUCUCGGGGGCGGAGAGAGGUCGCGAGUGACCGAGCUGACGCUUCGUAUCUGCCCGUUCGAAGCGAAGAACGUUGAGUGUUGUCAAAGUGGAGUGUUCCACAGUGAAGCUAGCUAGCAAGCUAGCUGGUUGGCUAGCUAGCCUGCUAACUUGUGCUUGCUUCCUGAGGUCACCUGCACGGCCCCUGUGAGUGUGUGCGUGAGCUGAGACCGAGGAGAAGAAGAAGAAGGGGCCAAUAUGGCAGCCAAAGCAGGCGACAACCCCGAGAGUCUCAUGGCUCUGACGACGGUCUUCUGCCUGAAGAACCUCAGGAAGACCAUGUGCUACCAGGGAUUCAGGGACAAGCUCUGCCUGCGCUCGGACAUCUUCCUUCCCAGCGAAAUCUGCGACAAGCUGGUUAACACGUACAUGGAGUUGGUCCACACAGACAGUAACUUUGAGCCCGAGGAGAGUUUCCUUCAGCUGUUCUCGGACCCUCGCAGCACCAGACUGACCCGGGUGCAGCUGAGGGAAGACUUUGUACGCGACAGAGAUCUGGAGGCCAUUAGAAAACAGGACCUGAUCGAGCUCCACCUCACCUACUGCAACAGUCUGUCGUCACGCAGCUUGAAAACACUCACCUGCUUCCGCGAGACCCUGGUGUCUCUGUGUCUGUUCGGCUGCAGACGCAUCUUCUACAGGAAGGGCGGCGCCCCGCUCGCCUGCAACGAGGACUCGGAGGAAGAGGAGGAGGAGAGCCCCGCUGCACGGCAGGCGCUGGAGACGGACUUUAACUUCCAGGGCUUCAACCGCCUCCGACUGCUCAACCUGGGUGGCCUGCCGGACGAGGUGGACGCCGAGAUGUUGCUCAAACCGCUGAAGUCGCUCACGUCGCUCGAUCUGUCCAACGUGCAGUUGCCGGGAACGGCGUUUCUCACCCAGUGGAAGGACAGACUGGCGUCUCUGGUCCUCUACAAUGUGGACCUGUCGGAGGAGCUGGUCAGUACGGUGGUGGAGCUCGUUAAUCUCAGGCACUUUGACAUCUCACGGGAGAGCCGGCGGACGGCCAAGUUCAAGAUGACCAGGAAGAUCCUGACGGCUUUCGUCCAGCGUCUGGUCAACCUGGUGUCGCUGGACAUCUCGGGUCAAAUCAUGCUGGACAACUGCACAGUUCCGCACUUUGAAAAGGCCAUGGGUCGACCGAGCACCGAGCCGUGCAAGAGCAGCAUCUACCCUCUGCAGGAGCUGAAGAGGCCGCUGCAGUUUCUGGGCUUAUACGACACCACGCUCUGCAACGUCACACACAUCCCUGCUUAUAAGGUGACCGGAUCGAAGAACGAAGACCAGGUCCUCAACGCGAUCGAGGCGUACACGGAGUUCCGCCCCGAACUGGCCCACAGAGCCAUCAACCAGCUGUUCGACAUCGCCCGGAUACAACACUGCGGCCAGCUGCUCCGCGCUCUGCAACUCGUCAUCGCAGCACUAAAGUGCCACAAGUACGACAAGAGCAUCCAGGUGACGGGCAGCGCCGCUCUGUUCUACCUGACCAACACAGACUACCGCAGCGACCAGAGCGUGCGGUUGCGUCGAGAGGUGAUUCAGGUGGUGCUGAACGGAAUGGAGCAGUACCAGGAAGUCACUGUCCAGAGGAACUGCUGCCUGACGCUGUGCAACUUCAGUAUCCCGGAGGAGCUGGAGUUCCAGUACAGUCGGGUCAACCAGCUGCUGCUGAAGAUCCUGGAGCCGGCCCGGCAGGACGAGUCCAUCCAGAGGAUCGCCGUGCACCUCUGCAACGCUCUGGUCUGUCAGGUGGACAACCAUCACAAGGAGGCCGUGGGGAAGAUGGGCUUCGUCAAGACCAUGUUGAAUUUAAUCCAGAAGAAGCUCCAGGAUAGAACGUGUGACCAGGUGAUGGAGUUUUCCUGGAGCGCCCUGUGGAACAUCACAGACGAGACGCCCGACAACUGUCAGAUGUUCCUCAACUGUCGGGGGAUGAGCCUCUUUCUGGAAUGUCUACAGGAGUUCACAGACAAGCAGGAGCUUCACCGCAACAUGCUGGGGCUUCUGGGUAAUGUGGCCGAGGUCAAAGCUCUGAGGCCGCAGUUGCUCACGCCACAGUUCAUCACCGUGUUCAGUAACCUUCUGGACAGUAAGGCCGACGGGAUCGAGGUGUCGUACAACGCGUGUGGCGUGCUCUCGCACAUUAUGUUCGACGGGCCGGACGUCUGGUCGAUGGAGGAGCCGCGGAGGGACACGGUGAUGGACAAGAUGUGGGACGCCAUCCAGAGUUGGGACGUCACCUCGCGCCGCAACAUCAACUACAGGUCGUUCGAGCCCAUCCUGCGUCUGCUGCCUCAGAGCAUCGCCCCGGUCAGUCAGCACUGGGCCACCUGGGCCCUCUUCAACCUGGUGUCCGUUUACCCGAGCAAGUACUGUCCCCUGCUGAUAAAAGAAGGCGGAGUCAGUCUCCUGGAGACGGUUCUGGAACUGGACAGCUCGCAGCCGGAGACCAAGGACAUGGCCAGAAAAGUCAUGGAACAGUGUGAAACCUUCAAGGAGGAUCCCAUGGACACGAACCACGGACCGGAGGUGAACCACGGACAGAGAGGCUGACGCCGCCGCAGCUGACCAACCAAGUAAAAAUCAACCUAAGGUCCCGCCCCCCACUGUCACCACCACCACCGCUGGGGUCGAUCGUGUGCAUUAUUCUUCUUCUGAUCAUGUUAUUAUUUUGUAGAGCAGAACUGUGUCUCUGACCUUCUCCUCCGCAGUUCGGACCGAACCUCCACAUGUGACACGUAGGACGCGUUCGUGUGUGUGUGUGUGUGUGUGUGUGUGUGUGUGUGUGUGUGUGUGUGUGUGUGUGUGUGUGUGUGUGUGUGUGUGUGUGUGUGUGUGUGUGUGUGUGUGUGUGUGUGUGUGUGUGUGUGUGUGUGUGUGUGUGUGUGUGUGUGUGUGUGUGUGUGUGUGUGUGUGUCAAAGAUUUAACGACAGAACAAAACAGUCAGAGUGAUGCUGGAUUCUCAGUGGAAGGAAACAAACGCCCUCUCCACCCAGCUCACUGCCUUCAACUGUAACUCUGAACGAAAGGCUAAAAGGUCACGUGGCGUCCGACGUCACUAUCGCUCGUUGCUCGUGCCGGGCGCCGAGCCGUGGACACAUGUACAGUGAAUAUCCGUGUGUCGACCACGGAGAUGCCGCGUCACACCGACGGAAACUUCCCGGACCUCGUGGGCACGACGACGACGGCGAUGGACUUGUUUUGUUAAAUAUGUAAAUAUUCUUGUUUGUCUCUUCCUUUUACUGUGCGUAUGUUUUAUAAUCUAACUGUAAACACUCUGACUCUUCUCUAUAUUUAAAUUCCUUUAGGUUUGACUGAUGUACGCUCAGAAACUAUAUCCAGAAAAACUUGUGUAGAAAAAUCCUGGAUCCUCUUUGUUUUCUUUAAAGGAUCAUUUCACUUUAGUUCAACCUCGCUUUUGUUUUUGUAUUAUCUGGCAUCGUCACCCGACUCUGCUGCUUCUCACUGGACGACGUGAUGAGUUCCAUCCAUGAAAAUUAACGCUACGUGUCCGCAACACGCACAUGGAACAGUGGGGGGCAGUAUAGACGCAAGAAGCGCCCCACAUAUCAUCUACGACAUCUGACCUCCUCCGCUUUUUUUAAUUUACAGAAUGUGCAAUCAGGACGUUGUACAGUCUUGAGUUCUGCGCUGCCCUCUAGUGGGAAAACUGCAGUAAACGUGUGUACUACACAGCAAGUACGUGAACAAUUACACUCCUGAUGCCGACGUUAACAUGUGGCAUCGGGUAUCCUUUUGUCUGCCCCCGGUGGUAAAGUGUGAUGCCAGAUAAUGAAAGUAAGAGACGAGGUUGAAAGAAGUGAUGUUCCUUUAUACCGACGUCCGGUUCCCCGUCAUGUUUCCUGGCAUGUCGACAUGCUGCUAAGUUAAACUGCUUCACUUUCAAAAUCAAACACUCAAUUUCCUCUGGAAAAAAGCUGAUUGGGAGAAUUUGAACGAUGUGUUCAGGAAUGUCAGACGAACGCUGCCUCACGCAACUCGACACAAGGUAAAUUAAUUUACAAUAAGAAUCUAAUUAAGCAGGUUUCCUUUGAGCGAGUGGAAACAAGAUUGAAGGAAAAAGAAAAAAUACAUUUGAAUUAUUUUUGUGUCGGUUUUGGCAGCGACAAAUGAUUAUUUCCUUCUUUGAUCUGUUGCUUUUUGUAAUUUUACAAGCUGUGAACAGUUCAUGAGUUCUUUGUUUGGUUUGGUUUAGUUUAGUCAGAAAGAGAAGAGAAGCAGCGAUUAAUGAUCAAAACUAUAUUCAUUUCUGUCUGUCGACGCGGUUUCAGUUCUCUCCUUUGUGUUUGAUACAUUCACAACUCCUGGGUUUGGUUCUCGGCCUCGUUGGCACUUUUCUUUGAUUCUCACUUGAGUGAACAGUUUGACUCCGCCCGUCUUUGGGGGCUUUCGCUCAGCGACGGAACGUACGAGCACUGACGACCAUUUUCUCCUGCAGUUCUAAACUGUGCUGGUUUAGUUGAAACAAAUGAAGAUGGACGACACGUCUCUUCUUCUUCUUCCUCCUGUUGGUACAAAGAAUUAAAGCUACAACAAUAUCUCAGAUUCAGGCGCCGCCACCUUGUUCUCGUAACAUCUCGUGGAGUCUGUGCGGUGGUGAGCGGCGGUAUCCAGGUCGUGGGCGUAAAGAUGGACGAUAUGACGGCUCCCUAAAAAAUGAACCCAAAAUCAUUGUGACCGCCCCUGGUGGCUGGUAUAGCUCAUAAGCCCCGCCCCCUCCAUGUUAGCAGAUGGGACCAUUUUUAUUAGAUAACUGACAUUGUUUGUACAACGAGAGGAAGAAGAUAUGUGCUGUCGUCCAUCUUUAUUUACAGUCCGUGGCUCAGACAUUUUUGCACAAUGUUCUCUAUUAAUAAUAAUAACAACACUGGCUCCACUGUGUGUGUAGCUCCGACUGGUUCAUCAGUCAAACUGAUCUAUUACUAUUUUUUAAACUAUUCAUAUCAGUUGCGUUGGGUUUUAUUCACUGAGCUGAUUCUCCUGGUUCUCAUGUACAGUUUUUUUUCUUUGUGCAGUUUAAUCUGAUUGGUACAGUCAUGUUUUUAUUAAUGUUUUCACAGUCGCGGUGGAAAAUGUUCUUGAGAUGAAAAGCUUUAUCAGAGACGAGGAGGAGGAAUUAUUAUAAUCUCACAAAAACUAAACAUGUGGUGCUACACAGUGUUUAAGGUUAGAAAGUGGAUGAUCAAUAAUUCAUCUUCACAGCCUCCAACACUCACUCUCAUAGUUUCCAUUCAUGCUUCUCAUGAAGAAUAAACGUGUCUUCAGUGACGGCAGGAAGCUCUCUGACUGCUCCUGAUUAUUUAUAAAGAUUUAUGUGCUGAAAUAAAAAAUAAAAAAAGUGAAAUUCUUGUUUCAGGAGAAACUGCUGUGUCACAGAGUGAUUUCAUGUUUCUGAUGAGUGUGUCAUUGGUUUUUCUUUUGUAAUUUGCUGAUUCGUGUGAUGAUCCAAAAUCUUGAGUGAGGAAAAUUUGAUCCAAACUGUUUGGAAUUCCAGUUUUUUUCCCGCCCUGAUCUAAAUAUUAUUCCCAGGCCGUUAGUGUAAAGGUAUGAUGAGUGAAGCAAUAAAGAUGGAGUUGGUUAAAGA
Messenger RNA from Scophthalmus maximus (turbot), 5875 nucleotides. It is a transcript of the gene zer1, whose product is annotated as zyg-11 related, cell cycle regulator. The record is from RefSeq and is a predicted model, not a curated record. Bases 468 to 2822 code for a protein of 784 amino acids. Gene Ontology annotation, molecular function: protein binding. NCBI's taxonomy places the organism in Eukaryota, Metazoa, Chordata, Actinopteri, Pleuronectiformes, Scophthalmidae. Gene Ontology annotation, cellular component: Cul2-RING ubiquitin ligase complex. The transcript has 16 exons.